AGAUCAUGGACAUACCCAGCACGUACGGACAUCUGACGCAGCAUACUUAAACCCAGUACUUGUACUUGUAUUGGGGAUUGCUGGCCAACUUAAACCCAGUCUGUACAUUAUCCUUUUAUUGUAAACAUUGGUGUAUAUUAUGAGCUUGUUUUCUGAGAGUUAUGAUGUGAUUGAUGGGAAAACAGUGGCUUCUUGUGAUUGGUGGCAAUUGUAGUAAUGCCAAGUGCAGCGUAAUUCUGCUAACUUUUCUUGCCAAGUUUAUGUGGUUAACUGUUAAAUAAUGCCAAAUAACAGAAAUAAGUGAUAUUACAUUAAUUAUUUGAUAUCUCAUAGUUAUUUUUUUUAGUAUGGGUUUCCUUUAAAAUAAGAUUAGCUAAGCGACUAACGAAGAUAUAAGUAAAAGUAGGUAAAUACAGGUAGUUCAGGCUCUCACUUUUUUGCUGGGAUCAAUUCCCGGGUCCGAACUCAGAGUAGUGAGUAUAUACCGGUUUCUUCCUGUAUAAACAAUGGAUAAUGACGGCCAUAAACAAGGUACAAGAGAACAGACUAACCGCUUGGAUGGCUCGUAAGCUCAGAGGUGAAAAGAUAAAAAGUGAAUCUUCUUUGACAUAACAGACUAACCGCUUGGAUGGCUCGUAAGCUCAGAGGUGAAAAGAUAAAAAGUGAAUCUUCUUUGACAUUUUCUAAUUCAAAUUUGGAAACAAUAAAUUAACGAGUAAAAUGACAACAGUGGUGAGUAUAAUCUCGCAUUAAUUCACGGUUUCAUUUAGUACGAAAUAUAUAAACAUGUUCAGUAUCUAACACCCAGUCACUCAAGGUACAGUCCAAGUUACAUGUUUUCACUGUGUGUUUACCAAUCUUCCUUCUUUGUGUUUCUCUCCAGGGACCACAACUUUUAAUUUCCUUCAUCCAUCCCAGCCUAUAUCUUUCUCUAACCCCCUUAACUUCAAGUCCACACAUUAAUAUCUCCAGCAUUACACCUCCAUCCCUAAAAAAAAUUGGUACGUCUCAUAUUUAUCCCAGUCUCUUUCUACCCCUGGCCCUCUACUCUCAAUUCGACUCACAUUAUCUAUAAGUGUAUAAGUAAAGUAUUUAAUUGUUAUUUUUCUUUAGUUUAACAUUAUUUAUCUCGGUGAUAAAGCCUAGCCCCACUCCUUGAUGUCGUUUACUUGAGCACGGGGGAUCCCAACAUUAUUGAGAAAGUGUAGACAUUUUACUGAAGGAAUAUGUUUCAGUCGAUCUAACCAUCCAUCUAUUCUAGUGGGCCUUGGUGGCAGAGGUUGGCGCUGGCGGGGUAUCCUCUCCCUUUCUUUAUCCUCUACAGUGUCUACACCACAGAGUUCACGUAUGGUCGGGCGGUCGAUCUGUCUGUUACAUAUUGCUUGCUAGUACUAUACAGUAGUAGGUACAGUAGUAGGUAUCUAUCAAAAUGGGAGGUACUAUCGCCUGGAAAGAUAUUGGAAGCAUAAGUGUGCCAUGUGUCAUAUGGAAUCAUAAAAAUUGUGAUCAAGUUCCAGGUUGCUCAUUUGACUAACUUUCUGCUUCAUUUACACACAAUUAAGGGGUCUUAAUUUUUUCUCUUACUUUGACAACACAACAUAUAUCGUUUCUCACUCUUGAUCUGUUUUAUUUUUCUCAGUUCUGUAUUUAUCUAUGGUGCAAUUUAUUUUUUCCGCCCCAUUCCAAGGCCCCGAAGUGGGUUGGUGACCUAUGCCCGGGUGGGCUAAUGCCACAUUCAAAAAAAAAAAUAGUGUGUUUGGGAAGCCUUGCUACGCAAAGUAUCCAUCUAUCUAACAUCUGUCGAACUUGGUGGCUGUGACUGGUGAGAUAUCUUUCUGCUUGUCUAUCAAUAAAUAUUUACCUUUCUCUCCAUCUAUCCAUCCAUCUAGCAGUUCUUAGAGGCUGAGAUUGAUGAGGUAUAUCUCCAUUUAGUUGCAAGUUACCUACCUAAUUAUACAUCUACCCAUCUCCGCUUUACGUACUUAUCUAUCAAACUAAUCAUGCAUCUAGCGCUUUUUAAAAGCUGAGGUUGGCAAUGCUGUGUAGGUCGAGGCCACCAUCUCUGCUGGACGGUCUCCUGUUUGACGUAAACAGCAGUAGGAGGGAAGACUGCGCUGCCCUCCUCCCCACACACCGCUACUUAAUACCCCUCUCAGGCGCUCCUCAAGCCAUGGGGAAUGCCGACAGCACUCUAGGACACUUGGAGGUGGACAGGGAUAAAGGCGAGGUCUAUGAAGACUGGAUGAUGGCGCCUGGGGAACUGGAGGGCGUCCCAGUGACAGUGUUCUCCGCUGCCCAUCCUUCCUCCUCCCGCAAGAGACCAUACAUUGAGAGAGCAUUGCAGGCCAGCAGAGUGUACCGACACCCUGGAUUACUGAAGUACCUCGAUGGUGGAAUGAUCGGAGGGGAGGUAGUGGUGGUGACAGAGAGAGCCGCACCACUCAUGCACCACGACCUGGAGCAGUUCUCCCCACUACACAUAUCAGCAGGUCUUCUGUCUAUCAUUGAUACUUUAGUGUUUCUUCAUGAUAGGGCCGGGGUGAGCCACAACAACGUCAGCACUGCCAGUAUUUUUGUCACCCCAGAUGGUGCGUGGAAACUGUGGGGCCUUGAAUACUCCUGCAGCUUUGGAGAGUUGACCCGUGACCACAUCGAACACAUAAACAGCUACUGCCACGAGAAGUUCAUCCCACCGGACGACAAGACACGGAUCACUCCCGCUUAUCAGCAUGCUAGAGAUUCCUACGCCUUCGCUUGUCUUGUUGAGGAUGUUCUCUCCCCUGAAACUGUGUCAGAGUUGGCAGGAGCUGAGGAUUUUCUCUCGCUGGUCCAGAGGUGCGGCCUCAACAAAGACUGGACACAGCGGCCUCGUCUGGCAACUUUAGCUGACCACCACAUCUUCAGUCACGAUUUUUUGAAGUUACACGAUAACCUGACUAAUGUUCUCCUCCUUACUGACCAGAAGAGAGAGGAAUUUCUCAAGUCUGUGGCUGACAGCCUACGUCAGUAUCCAGAAGAACUGGUGUCGGGUACUUUGGCUAAAGCGUUGUUAAGUCGCCCACUGUUGCUGCAUCCAGCUGCCUCAACACAUCUUAUGCCCAAAGUGCUCAUACCUAACAAUGGUGCAGACAGUGAGGCAGAGAAUGGCCUGUUCAGCCAGGAGGUGUUCCAGCGUAACAUAGUCCCCCAGCUUGUCCGCCUCUUUGGCAUACACGAUGCAACUGUCCGAAGCAUCUUGCUCAUGUACCUGCCAUAUUAUGUUUCAUUAAUUCCCAAGGAUGUUCUCGCUAAUGAGGUGCUGCCAGAGUUGCUGCUUGGUAUUCGUGACUCCAGCGACAGCCUCGUGAUGUCUACGCUCCACGCCCUCGCUGAACUUGUGCCAAUCCUGGGUGCCAACACUGUCAUCGGUGAAAAUCGACAGAAUCUCUUCACGACUGCUAAGCCGAAGGCUGCAGCAAGUUUACCAAUAAGUAAAGCAGCGUCCUCUCACCAGUUAAGCUCUACUGAGCCAAAGACCACGACCAGCAAAGUUACCAAGACUCGCCUCGCAGCCUCAGCACCGCCUCACCCCGAUGAACCACCACCACCUCCACCUCGAACCAUUUCCCUACCACCAGAACCCAUUAACACUGAAGUAAAAUCAGAUGUUACCUCUCUGGACAACCUCUCAAUUGACAGUAUAGUUUUAACUCAGAUCCCAGAGAGAAGUUCGCCUGAUGGAGGAGAAGACAGCGGCACCUUAACAAACCCCUCGGCAGGGCCUUCAGGACCAGUAGGUAGUGAUGUAGAUGCUUGGUCCUCUGAUUGGGAAGAAAUGCAGGAUGCACCUUUAGAGGAUUUCUCUAUGGCAAUCCUUGCUGUCAAUCAAGAUAAAGAUGAAUUAAAAACAAGUGAUGAUAAAUGGGGAAUGGAUGUAAUGAAUGAGGAAGAUACAUCAUUUGCUUUUAAGAGUACCAAUAAGAUGAAAGUGAAUGCACCACCAGAGGCAGCAGCUUCCUUAUUGAGUAGCAGUAAGAGGAACAUUACUGAGGGGUCAUAUUCUGUAAAUGUAAAAUCAUCGUCAGGUAUGAAGCUCACCAAUGUAAAGAAUAAAGAUGCACCCAGCAGUGUAGUGCCGAAGAGAACUCCGAGUCUUGGUGAGGAGUUUGAUGUUUUGGCCAUCAAAGUCAACAAGAAACAUGAUGUAGAACUGGACCUGUUUGCAGAUCUUGAACCUAAGUUUGACACAAAGAAGUUUGACUUGGAAUCUUUGUUAAUGGAAGCUAAUUGUAAGGUGCAGGGAAUACAGAAAGUCAGGUCACCCUCAGUCUCUGAGACGUUAGCGGGGCUAGACACCAGUGGGGCCGCUGAGGCCUGGGGGACGGAAGAAGGAUGGGGGGAACAGAUUAACUUGUUUGACGUUUCCCCACUAAAUUCUGAAACCAGUUCGCCUUCUAAGUCUGUUAAUAAAGGCACAGAAAUGAAUUCACUGCUAAUGGGUGUAAAUAUUAAUUCAUUAUCAGAUAAAAAUGUCACUAGUUCUGGCAGAUCAGAGUUGUCAGCAGUGAGCUCAUUUGCAUCUCAGUCAUAUAAUAAUGGUGUAGCAAGUACGAGUGAAGUGAAAGACAGCUGGGACAAUGGCUGGGGAGAUUUCUGAAUAGUUACUUCAGAAAUUAUACUUGUACAUACCGUUAUAUUAGAUCUAUAUAAAUAUGUAGACAUUAUAAAUGAAAGCUGGAGAAUCUACAGAUCGACCAUUUAUUUUAAUCAAAAAUUAUUUUAUAAUAAUGUAGUUAUCAGAAAAUGGUAGCCGUGUUUUGGGAGAUUUUUUAUUUAUUUUUUAUUUGCCGUGAUGGUUAUUUUCAGGCCUUGGUUACAUUGCAGACUUCGUAGUUUGCUGCACAAUCUUAAACUCACUGUUGCUCGGAAAGUAAAAUUUAACAUUCGUGUUUAAUCUGUCAUCCCUGUCUGCCCUUCUCUGUCUAUUCUCGUACCCUAAAUAGCACUUAGUGGUUUGUACAUUAACAGAUAUAUACAUUAUGCACCUGACUUAAUAUUGACGGCAAUAGGUAACUCAUCCAGGCUUGAGUGAAAUCUUUAGCAGCUGUUUGAGUCAUUGUUCUUUUGGGGAUCUGACACUGGAAAACAUGAAGAAUAUCGACAAGUAGAAUGUUAAGUGGGGGAUUUUGUGUGUGGCAACCGACUCCAAGUACAGGAAGGAGUGUAAGGAGAUCAUGCUGUCCCAAAGUAGAAAUGUAUGUGUUGGGGGCAAGAUCAGUUUAAGUGAUCAGUCUGUUGAAGGACACAAUAGAGAGAGGAACAGACAAGUCAUCAUUCUACCUCUCAGCUUUAUUUAGAUCAUAAGUAAAUAUAUUUGAACAAGUGUCAGUCCCCAUAAGAAACUAAGAUUAAUUUCUCUGUGUGUGAAUAUUAGGUUAGCAGAUGUUCCGAAGUUGUCGGAUAAUGGCUACUCGGCCUCAUCCCCGCUGAAGGUCGUUCAUUGUUGACGGUUUAUUUUGAUGAGUUUUGUUUCUUUGUUCUUGUUAUCAUUGGUAUAGUGUUUAAGCUCCACCUAUUAUAUCUGAGUAUUUACCAAAGGUUAAUUUAAUGCUUGUUCCAUUAGUUAACCCAGCUAAUUACUGUAUCUUUGGUAGGCUUUCUGGGAUAUGGUGGCCUGGGGAUAAACACCUUCGGCUUAUCUAUGAGGUUUAUAACAGCAGUAAGACAUAAUAGACAAUACUGCACAUGUUUCAAGGAAUAGUAACACCUGUUUGCCACAGUAAAAUUCCCGACUCUGUGUGAAAAUUAUUUUUGUAAAGUACUCAAUGAAUUAAGUAGACCAGCAAGAACUCUUUAUUCCCAUGUGUUUCCAUUUGUUCUUAUCUCAGGUGAGGGAAUCAUAACAAAUCAACAACGAUGAGAGAGAAAUUAACAGUUUAGGAAAGAGUCAGUUUAAUGAUCAGUUAUGGAAAGCCAGAUGUUACUCACUGAUCAAGAUAAUUGACAACACCUCCCCUUCCACAUACCUGAGUGUUGUGGAUUAAAUUCUAUCACUGUUGAUCGGUGUGUAGCAUCUGGCUUUUCAUAUGUGAAUAUUAAAUCGACUCUUUCCUCUAGUGUUCAUUUCUCUGCCACCUCUGUUAUGGUUUGUUAUGAUUCCCUCACCUGAAAAAGAAAAGAACAUUAAUUUUCCUCUGGUGUGAGACCUAUGAGACACCCUGUAGUGGCAUCAGGUUGCUGUAUGUUUGUAAAUAUGCUGGCAAUUGAUUUUUAAUAUGAAAGUUCCUUGAGUUGUUAAUCUAGUAGUAGAUUAUAUUUAUAUGCAUUAAUAUAAAAGCUUUGUAGGUCAGUGUUUAUGACAGACUGAAUAUUGAGUGUACUUCAGACGUGUGUAAGUUUCUCCAAUGUAAAUAUCCCAGCACAUUUAUGUACUCUAAUUAAUUGUUCGUUGGAGUUGUAAAUUUUUAUUUCGGUGACAUUUUAUGCAAGUUAAUGUUAACCGUAUAAAUUUUCACCCUGGCACAAGGAUAAGUGUUAGUCUCAUAUUGCUUACCGUAACUGCAACAUUGAAAUGGCUACUUGACGUGCGGGAUUCUCUCACUGCAGAAGUGUUAAAUGGAGUUAGAAGGAUUUUUCCAUAUUUAUGUCUAAUGUUUAGUGCUAGUCAUAUUCUUAGUGGAAGCAAAGGGUGACUGUUUCACUUGUGUGAUAGCCAAACCAGCUUUGAGAAUUUCCCAUCAAUUAUAUACAGUACCAUAUUUCAAUUACCCAGACAUGAACAGAGUUGAAGUAAAACAUGUGGACAUUGUGUAACCGUUUAUAAAAAUUUCAAGUUUUGGUGCAGAGUAUAGUAUGUUGAGGUGGUGACUGAUUAAAAUGAUAGGGGAAUAGUCUGCACGAGUUGUUACUUAAGUCUCACUCAGAGCUGGUGGUCACACUUUGUUGUGUUCACCAGGUUUUUGAUCUGAUAAUACCUUCACUGCCUUCAAAAGAGAUUGUACAGUGAAUGUUCCCAAGUAAUAUGUAUAUAGAAGAACAGCAAAAGAAAUGCAUCAUUUUACUUAGUGUAGACCAGAGACCUUGUGUGGAUGUACAGUCAUGAGGUAAAGUGUCUCAUUUGUGUUUGGUAGUUUUGAACAGGAGCAUAAAGGAACUACUGUCCAUAACUGUUAUUGAGUAGUAUGUACAGUAUCAUCUGACUACAUAACACCCGCAAUAAGGUUUUGAUUAAGAAUAUGAAAAAAAUACAUUUAACUUGAGACUGUAGCCAUUAGAAUUUUUUAAGGUACAUAAAAGUUAUUUAUGAGAUUUUUAGAUAUUCUUUAUUUAUUUUUGAGUGAGGAUACAGUACUGUACUAGCUCAACAGAAGCUUGAAUAGGAGAGUAAACACUAGGAAAAUGUGGAGUACUGAAUACUAUAAUAAGAAUGAACUUGUUGAAGGAUUCAUCUGCCCUUCCAUCUGUUAUAGAGAAAGAAAUGAUGGACUGUACUUUUAUCUGGCUUACUACUGUAUAUCUGUUGGUGCAGUAAUGGGUGUUGACAAGUAAAGAUUAAAAAUAUGAUAAAUCUUGCUCUACUUUGAUAUAGAGACAAAGGUGCUUAGCACAGUACAGGACAAGGAUAGAAGAAAGAAUGUGUUAGGGAAUAAAUAGAUACCAGUAUAUUAACCCCUUGUGUACAGGAUCCCCUCUGAGUUGAAUAAAAUUAUCUGGCGAUAGCCAACUAAAAUAUUAAGAUUGGCUUUUCCUUAGUGAAGGAGUUAAUAGAUGGGCUGUAUUCAGGAUGCAAAUACAGUAUUAGUUGUAACUUAUUUCAUUACGCUCAUUUAAAGAAUAUUAUGUCAAUGAGUUUCCUAUAAAACUAGAGCAAAUUGAAGCUAACUUAAAAUUGCUUAUUUGUUUUACAGAUGUUACUGUACUGUGCUUUGUAAAAUACGAGUAUAUCCAUCUAUCUCAUGACUCGGACUUUAAUAUGACAAUAAUUUUUUAUUAUAGUAUAGAACAUAGCGGUGCUCAAGGAUUGAAAGUUGUUGUUUAGGCUAUAGUUAUACUAGUAGUAGAAAUACCGCACCUUAGUAUCAGGGGUUCAGUGUUAGUACGAUGUAGUUUUUGGACACCUUUUUAAGUGUACAUGUGUUUGUGUGUGUGUGUGUGUGUAAUAAACACACACACACACACACACAGGUUAUAAAAACAAUAGUGUGCUAACUUUGAACCUCUGAUUUAAACUCUUGAUAAUACGUGAUGAAGACUUAAGCAGAUGCUUACUAGUUCCUCAUAACCUCUGUGUUGGGUUCAUGCAGCUGAGCUUACAUCUCAUUUGUGGACUGAAAUAAAUUUUGACUAGAGUUCCUUGAUUGAGUGCAUGUGCAAAUCAGGUAGCAAUUAAUAUCGGAUUCAUUUGUAAAUGUUAGAACUUUCUAAGAAAUGUAUUGGUAUGAUUUUUAUCAACUAGAGACCUUGUGUGGAUGUGCAGGGUGUCUCAUUGGUCAUGCACCAUAAAAAAGUUAUUGUUCCACUUUUUUCUCAAGUCAGGGAAUCAUAGGAAAUCAAUGAAUGCCUGGGUUUUGUUGAUUAAAUUAUUUUGCAACUGGCUCUCUCUACUUGAGUAUGAAACUAACUCUUUCCUCAAGUGUUUAUUUCUUCACUGAUAUGUUGGGAUUCCCUUACCUGAGAAAAGAGGAGAGCAUUACUGUAAUUUUCUUAUGGUGUGUGACCUAUGAGACACCUUGUACAGUCAGGAGGAGAGGUCUUUGUAUAAUGAUUACAAGAAGUCCAUAGAUGGGAUCAUAUGUAGUUCCUGCAUUAGCAUACCAACAGGCUUAUGUCUUUUGUAACAUUCCCUGAUUGGCACAAAAUAUGACAAAAUCAGAACAGUACAAAAAAUAUAUUUUUCCUUGUAGUCAUUUUUUAUGAGUUACGUGCAAUAUAGUAUUUGUCUUUACCACACAUGUGAAAAUAAUACCUUUGUGAUUGUGAUAUUUUUUAUUAUUGUGUAAUAAUUGUAUGCUCUCAACAAUGUGUUAAAUGAAUCAUUUGUAAUAAAUUUCUUUAAACCAA
Messenger RNA from Homarus americanus (American lobster), 9039 nucleotides. Its product is annotated as protein-associating with the carboxyl-terminal domain of ezrin-like. The transcript has 11 exons. NCBI's taxonomy places the organism in Eukaryota, Metazoa, Arthropoda, Malacostraca, Decapoda, Nephropidae. Bases 2036 to 4636 code for a protein of 866 amino acids. The record is from RefSeq and is a predicted model, not a curated record.